This is a messenger RNA of Lineus longissimus, 3564 nucleotides long. RefSeq names its product Y+L amino acid transporter 2-like. Gene Ontology annotation, molecular function: L-amino acid transmembrane transporter activity. Gene Ontology annotation, cellular component: membrane. NCBI's taxonomy places the organism in Eukaryota, Metazoa, Nemertea, Pilidiophora, Heteronemertea, Lineidae. The transcript is spliced from 11 exons. The record is from RefSeq and is a predicted model, not a curated record. The coding region runs from base 71 to 1540 and encodes 489 amino acids. Gene Ontology annotation, biological process: amino acid transmembrane transport.
UGGAGUGGAAUAUUGGUGAGGCAGUUUAGAAGAGGCUUAGACUCAUGUUGAACCACAACGGCAAGGCAUCAUGAGCGAGGCGUCAGUUAACAUUCAGGGGGACUCGGACUCGGAUAAGGUCAAAUUGAAAAAGAACCUCGGCCUACACAACGGAGUCGCCAUCAUCGUCGGCGUCAUCGUCGGAAGUGGAAUCUUCGUUUCGCCAAAAGGGGUCCUGCUGCAAUCUGGAAGCAUUUUCGGGUCUCUCGUCAUCUGGACGUUAUGUGGUGUCAUAUCAUUGAUAGGAUCGUUGUGUUAUGCUGAGCUAGGCACGUGCAUCCUCAAAUCGGGAGCUGACUACGCCUAUAUAAACGAAGCCUUCGGACCAUUGCCAGCAUUUUUGUAUUUAUGGGUUGCAUUGCUGGUAAUCGUGCCCGUCGGGAAUGCUAUUACCGCUUUGACUUUUGCCAACUAUAUUCUGCAACCCUUCUUUCCGGAUUGCGUCAUCCCCGACAGCGCGGUUCGACUGGUGGCCGCAUUAUGCAUAGGUCUCCUAACUUUCAUUAACUGUGCGAAUGUAAAAUGGGCCACGCGGGUGCAAGACAUCUUCACCGUGACCAAGGUCUUGGCGUUAAUCGUUAUCAUAAUCACAGGGUUCGUGCAAAUGGGUUUCGGAAAAACACAGAAUUUCCGCGAUCCCUUCGAAGGUUCGUCCAGCGAGCCUGCGUCCUAUGCCGUGGCAUUUUAUUCCGGACUUUUCUCCUACGCAGGAUGGAACUACCUCAACUUUGUCACGGAGGAACUCAAGGAGCCGCACAAAAACCUGCCACGAGCGAUCUGGAUCUCGAUGCCCCUUGUAACCACGAUCUACGUACUUGCAAAUGUCGCCUACUUCACUGUACUAACACCCCAGGAGCUAUUGGAUUCGAACGCCGUAGCAGUGAGCUUUGCCGACAAAACUCUUGGUGUGAUGGCCUGGGUCAUGCCGAUAUUUGUGGCUUGUUCAACAUUUGGAGGUCUUAAUGGAGCAAUAUUUGCAUCAGCAAGGUUGUUUUUCGUUGGUGCUAGACAGGGCCACCUCCCAGAUGCUUUGGCGCUUAUCAACGUUAAGCUUUUCACGCCUAUACCCGCCUUGAUAUUUGGGUGCUGUUGUUCUCUUGUCUAUCUGUGCACAAGCGACGUAUAUAAGCUUAUCAACUACACCAGCUUCGUGGAAUCCUCCUUCAUUGGGCUUUCAAUCCUUGGGUUACUCUACUUGCGCUGGAAGCGACCCGACCUCUAUCGGCCAAUUAAGAUCAACUUGACGUUUCCCAUCAUCUUUAUGUUCAUAUGUGUCUUCCUGGUCCUAUUCCCGCUGUUUGGCUCUCCCCUGGAAUGUAUUAUUGGUAUGGGUAUAGUGGCCUCAGGCAUCCCAGUCUAUCUCAUCGGAGUACGAUGGAGGAACAAACCAAAAUUUAUCAAGAAAUCUAUAGUGAAUUUCACCAUCCGCUCCCAGAAAUUACUCUAUGCCGUAACAGAGGAAGGCUCCAGUGCGCCAACAAGUGAAGACAAAACAGACUGAGCAUCGAGCGAGGAUGGCGCGUGCAAACAUCAUGACGAAACGAUCUUCUUGUGCCGUUUUUGGGUAUUAUGUAUAUAGGAUUUGCUCGAAAUCCAGGUGCCCAGUUGAUGACCGCACCACUGAGCUUGGGAAAAAGAUUUCCGUUAGCAUUAGACCACCCAUCCUUUCUCAAACUGAUCUUGAGGGGUGUACUGCACACCUUUCACCCCUCAAUGUCAACACUCGCAAAAGGUCGGAUAGGUCCACUGUUACUGGAAAGCUAUUUUCGAUGCCAAUUGGUAUUUCGCGCCGUGAAAAUAGUCUGGAGCAGGUGGGAGAUGGCAAAGAUAGUUUUUAGGCCUCUUGGAAGAAAACUGGAACAAGAAAACAUAGGAUCGUAGAUGGUCCAGACUUUCAACUCAACAGCGAUUGCCUCUUGCCCUAUACUCGAUAACUUCAUUUGUAGCUACAACAAGGAAAGAAAUUCCCGGCAUUAGUGGGAAAACUAAGCUGUAGUGAAGAAGUGCAGCAGCAGAGGUGAAUGCUACCUGGAUGGCUUAUUGUAUAUCAAUCAUUUAUGCAUGCCAAAUGUAUCAUAAAAGUAUAUGCGUAGAUGGUAUAUACAUGUAUGUAUCUGGCCAAAGGUUUUGCCCGUCUGGUGUCACGCCGACCUCUUAUACUAGUAACCUACCUGGCAGGAGCCAGGUAGGUUACUAGUAGAUUAGGUGUUUCUUUUAUCUCACAGCACAUUGCAACUGAUCAUACCUACAAGUUUCACCCCAAGCUGCUGCCUAUAGUCCUUAAGUGUAUAGUUACUGUGACCGCUAUGCCACCAAAUGACCGUGUGGUUUCGGGGAAGACAACUCUUCCGCUGACAAAACAUUACACUCAUGUCUCACCAUAAAGGUUGUGUUUACAUUGGAUUCACGAUGUCACAUGUCACAUCACGUGACUUGACACGAGCAUGUCCGUUCAUCAUCCUCCUCCUCCUCCUCCUCGUCUGUGGCAUGAUUUUGACUAAUUUUGCGCUGUGCGCAGAUGCUCCCAUGACUUGAAUGGCUCGAAUAUUACAUCAAAUGACCUUGGUUGGAAAAAAAAUUACCUUUUCGAUGUUCAUGUCAUGGGUGACACCGAAAAGCCUAUGUAAACCAAGUCGUACAAACCCAGAUUAUACUGAUAUUAUGUGUACAUGAACGACUGUGUAUCGUUGUAUUAUAAAUUGGUAGAAAAAUAAUAAUUUGUAAGUGUGACCUUCAGGUGCCUCAGAAAACGUGGUUUAUUCUUGUGCGUUGUUUUACAUACUUCCACACUGUACUGUUUACACACACUGUCUGGUAGUAGAGUAGGCCUAAUUAGAACGUACACUGUACCACAGUAAGACGAAAAUUUGAUAUAGGUGUAUUUAUUGGUCUGGACACCAUCGUGGUCUGGACCACAGCCUGUUGAAAUUUGUAUGCAAUCAAAUCAUUUACAUAUUAAUUGAAGUCACAAAUUUAAUUUCGAAUUUUAGCCUUGCUAUUAAAGGCUUACCUUUGAUAGAAAGGAAUGACGGUAUGAGCUGUUUUUAAAUUCUUUUAUACAAGCAUAAAAUAAGCUGCUGAGAAGUUGCCGUUAUUGUAGACAGUUGUUUUUUCACUUGGCCUGAUGGCAAUUGCCUACACGACCAUUUCAUGUAUUUUAUUUGAAGAAGAACAGAAGCAAACUUCGUGCUGAAUAUAUCCUUUUUCUGCAGGUUUAAAAUAAUACAAAAACAUAUGUCUGAACGCAUGCGCAAGAAUGAGGUCUCACUUCACAGGUUACAGUUUCAUAAGUCCGCUGUGCACAAUCAAUUUAGCUAAUCUGGCGACAUCUAACUUUCCCAGUCGCUCCGAAUAUAAUCAAAUAUUCUCAGUGAUGGCUUUAAUGACACCAUUUUACCUCAGGUAAAAGAUUGGACGUCCACAACUCUUUCCCAGCCAACGAUAUAACAGUCAUCUUUGCAAGUGGAAGAUACUUUAAUAAACAAUGCAGUAGAUACGAUAGAGGAUGUCUUUCUGCGAACUAAA